Messenger RNA from Linum trigynum, 2070 nucleotides. The record is from the annotation of a GenBank genome assembly. NCBI's taxonomy places the organism in Eukaryota, Viridiplantae, Streptophyta, Magnoliopsida, Malpighiales, Linaceae.
AUGGAAGAAGAGCCUUCCAGGCAUUCUGAUGUUUGUGACUCUAUUUCUAACAACGACUGGCUCACCGAUUGGGACUCAACUGCUCAGACCACGACUUCAUCCAUAAACCAUCGUCAUUCUGACGUUGGUUCGGACAAGGAAAAGGUUAGGAUUGCAGAUAUUAUCAAACGACUAACAUGUGAUGUCCAUGAUCCUGGGAAUGGUGGCAGUUGUGAUACGCCAAGACGGACUUCCAUCAGUAGUUCAGAACCUAGCUUUGAGCAUAAAGGAGGAUGGUCUCUAGUGGUGAGCUCCCCUAGAAUUCGAGGUCGCCAAGCAUUUCAUGAUUUGCUCCUCCAUAUUGAGCAUGACCGCCAUAAAGAGCUUGGUUCCCUAGCUGAGCGUCAGGCUGUCUCCAAAUUUUGUUAUCGUGGUCGCAUUCAGUCUCUAUUAAAGUUGAGAUUUCUCAGGCGUGACAUAGGGGUUCAAACUCGACCAGUACCAGUACCACCAUCUUGUAAACCGCCGCAACAUAGCUCUAGCAUUAUGCAACUCAGGGAGAGAUUAAAGGCAUCAAUUGAGCAAGCAAAAAUUGGGGACAAAGAAGUAAUUGUGCCAAGAAUGUCACCCAAGCCAGAGAAACAUUGCAAACAAAUAGACACUUCUUUGACCCAACUUCAACCUAUUUGUGAGAGUCAAUCCCAAGAAAGGGCCGCUGGUAUAGACAUGACGAGUACAAUGAUUUCAGAACAAGAGAAGAAGCUAGAGGAGUCAGUAGAGCAUAAUGAACUACCAAUAGAGAAAAUUGUUUGCCAAAAGAGUACGCCUUCGUCUAAUAAUAGGAAUACAAAACAUGAAGCCAUACUUGUGGCGGAGAAUCAUGUCAUUGACAAGUCUCACCUUCUUGAAGGUAACCCGAAAGAGGAAGAAAGUAUAGAAUUGCCACUAGAGAACACAAAAUCACAACAAAGCAAAGAAUUGCUCGAUGUUCCCAUUUUUGAGAAUAUUGCAAUUCAUGGUGCAGUAGAAGCAUGGAAAGAAAGAAACUUAGAGUGUGGUAUGGAGGUAGAAGAAAUGAAGAAGUCAAAAUUACAACAAAUAAGAGAAUUGCUUGAUAUCCCCAUUCUAGCUGAUAGUGCAAUUCAUAGCUCGGUAGAAGCAUGGAAAGAAAGAAACCUAGAAUGUGAAAUGGAGGAAGAACAAGAGGAAGGAGCAGGUGAUGAUGAUCAACAAGAGUAUUUUGAGGAAGCUCCGUAUGAUUGGUUUAGUGACAUAGCUAGGCCACGUAGCUAUUGGGAAGACAUCAGGCGAUCCUGGUAUGACCAAAUGCUAAGCACUGGUUGUGAAAACAGAGACAUAAAGGAACUCCUCGAUAGGAAAACUGUGUCGAGUUUUCUUUCAAGCGGAUUUCGAGAAAGGAUUGAUAGGUUGAUGUUGUCUCGAGCUCGGAUUCAAGCUACACAAAAUGAAUUAGAGGCUGAUGAUAACCAAGAGAAGAUGGCACAAGUGGCACUUUCAUACUUUGGCAAGGAGAUUAAUGAAGGAGAAGAGAAUGGGGUUCAAGAAGAGCAACACGAACAAGCUAAAAACAUUGGAGAAAAAGAAGAAACUGAUGAGGAGACGAAAGAAGAGGAAUCAGAAGACGAAGAAGAAUAUAUGGAUCAAGAAGAACAUCAGCAAGAGAGCUCAACAAGUCGAAAGUUUAUUGAAGCCAACGAUCUUUUUGACCAGUCCUCUCAAUCAAUCUUCUCAACCUCUCCAAACUGCAGGUUAUGGAAUUACGCUACAAGGAAAGAGAUGGAUGAGUAUGAUCAAUUCUCAAAUUCAGCUUCCCAACUACUACCUAGUCAACCAUUCUCGAAGAACACUCAGGAUAGAAGAAGAUGUUCAUGCUCUAAAAGUCGUGCAUCCGUUGAUGUGGAUGUGGUGAAUGAACUAAGAGGAAGCAUGGAACAAUUAAGGACUGAAGUUGCAGACCUUCGAAAGAUAAUCCAGAGUUGCAUGGAAAUGCAAAUGAAUCUCAUGAGGUUCAUAAAGCAUGCAGGUGAUGGCAGUAUAGAGAUGAACUCUGCAAACUUGCAACAAGAAUGA